Messenger RNA from Melanaphis sacchari, 1194 nucleotides. RefSeq lists its product as uncharacterized. NCBI's taxonomy places the organism in Eukaryota, Metazoa, Arthropoda, Insecta, Hemiptera, Aphididae. The transcript is spliced from 4 exons. Gene Ontology annotation, cellular component: extracellular region. The record is from RefSeq and is a predicted model, not a curated record. Bases 1 to 1149 code for a protein of 382 amino acids.
AUGUGUUAUGCCAAUAACUAUGUAUUUUCUCAAAAUAUUGUACACAACGUUACAACUAUUUUUAAACCACACAUGUUGAAUGGACAUUAUAUUGAAUGGCCAAGUAAAAAAAUUGAAGCCGAUUAUUUACACGAAAAACGUUGUAUACCAAAAAAUAUCAUUUUCACAAGGUUUCAAAUCUGUGGAAAUCAAGUGAUUUUGGUUUCACCACGUUACAAGGAAGGUGUGCCAUUCACGUUAAGUCAAUUAAUGCUCUAUGAUAAAGACCAAUGUUUCAACUAUGUGCGACCAUUUCCUAGUUUAGAGAAGAGUACCACAGAUGAAAGUAAAUCCAUUGUAAAUGCCAUAGACAUAUACAUGGGUCAAAAUGGUAUAGUUUGGGUAUUGGAUAUAGGAAUUAUAAAUACCUUAGAAGAAACUCCAAAGAGAGAAUCUGAAGCAAAAAUAUUAGGAAUUGACUAUGGAGAUGGACGUAUAGUACAUAGAAUACCACUCAGGCCGUUAAUAUGUCGCACGCGCAGUCGACUACAAUACAUAGUUGUCGAAUAUGAUAAUGUAAACAAUGAUAAACCAAUAAUUUAUAUCGGAGACGGAGGAACUCGUUCAAUUAUUGUGUGGAACGUACAAGUUAACGAAGGCUACCGAGUAAAAUUGCCAUAUUCUUCAACUACAACAUGCACAGAUUUUUCUACAGAAGAUGUGUUUUACCUAGUCUUGAUUGAAAAUUUUAAUUCCAAUUACAUAUAUUUCACCUAUUUGUCGAGCUCAGAUAUGUUUAAAGUACGCACCAAAGAUUUACAAAAACGAAUUAAUCCGAAAUGUAUAAUUGACGUUGGACGAAAACCCUGCAAAAUGGUAGUUUUAGGUUCUGCAUAUGGUUCAAUAAUGUAUUUCCGAAUAAAAGGGUUGAAUAAUUUAUAUAGUUGGGACACAAAAGAAAGUUUUUUAGAAGAAAAUAUUAAAAUAGUAAAGAAAAGUGCAGACUGUCGUACAAUAACACAUAUAGAUGUUGACAAUAGUGGUGUACUAUGGAAAUUAGAGAGUAACUUUGAAGAUUACGUAGUUAACACAGUAGGAUGUUAUGGUGCUAGUAUAAUGCUCUCACCUAUAGUUGGAAAAUUCGUACCUCCACAGCAGGAAAAAAAUUAAUUGGCUGAGUAAUAUUACACAACUAUAAAAAUUCAGUAUUUAAAA